Molecule: messenger RNA, 732 nt
Organism: Penicillium brevicompactum
Lineage: Eukaryota; Fungi; Ascomycota; Eurotiomycetes; Eurotiales; Aspergillaceae
Product: 60S ribosomal protein eL6
Exons: 3
Coding region: 69-662 (197 amino acids)
Biological process (GO): cytoplasmic translation; ribosomal large subunit assembly
Cellular component (GO): cytosolic large ribosomal subunit; ribosome
Molecular function (GO): RNA binding; structural constituent of ribosome
Source: RefSeq, a predicted model, not a curated record
CAGACCAAGUCCUCACCCAAAUCUCCAACAACCACCCGACAACCAUUUAUCCUUCGCCAAAAGCCAUCAUGUCGGACGGCCAGACGAAGCAGUUCGGGAAGAGCCAGAGGGUCGUGCCCGCCGACAAGGCCCAGAAGUGGUACCCCGUGGAUGACCAGUCGCAGCCCAAGAAAGUCCGCAAGACUCUGCGUCCCGCCAAGGUCCGCGAGACCCUCGUUCCCGGCACCAUCCUGAUCCUCCUCGCUGGCCGUUUCCGCGGCAAGCGUGUCAUCCUCCUCAAGAACCUCGACCAGGGUGUUCUCCUUGUUACCGGUCCCUUCAAGAUCAACGGUGUCCCUCUCCGUCGCGUGAACUCCCGCUACGUUAUCGCCACCUCCAAGCGUGUCGACAUCUCCGGUGUUGACGCCAAGGCUGUUGAGAAGACCGCCGCUCCCGGAUACUUCACCAAGGACAAGAAGGCCGAGCAGAAGACCGAGGAGGCUUUCUUCAAGCAGGGCGAGAAGGCCGAGAAGAAGGUUGUUGCCAGCGCUCGCGCCAGCGACCAGAAGGCCAUCGACCAGUCCAUCCUUGCCGCUAUCAAGAAGGAGGACUUCCUCGGCUCCUACCUCGCCACCACUUUCAGCCUCCGCAACGGCGACAAGCCCCACGAGAUGAAGUGGUAAAUGUGUGGUAGCCGCGGGUUCGGUAGAUAGUUGGGGAGGACCAUAUCCAACGAGGGGCGGCUCGAUUGCA